Messenger RNA from Cooperia oncophora, 366 nucleotides. NCBI's taxonomy places the organism in Eukaryota, Metazoa, Nematoda, Chromadorea, Rhabditida, Trichostrongylidae. The record is from the annotation of a GenBank genome assembly.
AUGAGCUACCCAUAUGAAGGAACCCAGCUGGAUACGAUUCGAUCCAGGCAAAUUGCUGCCUUACGUAAUGUCAUAAACUUAAACCAGCCAAUUACGAAUACCAUGGUCACUGAACCUGUGUGGAAGAUACUGGUGUUGGAUAAGGUUGGCCAAGAUGUCAUUUCUCCACUGCUACCUAUCAAAAGCCUGCGAGACCUUGGAGUGACGUUGCACUUGCUGAUUGGCUCCAAACGAGAAGCUCUCACGGACGUGCCAGCUGUUUAUUUCAUUUCGCCAACGGACGAAAACGUGGACUUACUAUGCGAAGAUCUCAGACAGGGAAUGUACGAUAGCUUCUAUAUAAAUUUUAUUUCUCCACUCUCUCGU